Photinus pyralis (common eastern firefly) is the source of this 2468-nucleotide messenger RNA. RefSeq names its product luciferin 4-monooxygenase-like. NCBI's taxonomy places the organism in Eukaryota, Metazoa, Arthropoda, Insecta, Coleoptera, Lampyridae. Gene Ontology annotation, biological process: long-chain fatty acid metabolic process; fatty-acyl-CoA biosynthetic process. Gene Ontology annotation, molecular function: long-chain fatty acid-CoA ligase activity. The transcript is spliced from 8 exons. Bases 364 to 2376 code for a protein of 670 amino acids. The record is from RefSeq and is a predicted model, not a curated record.
AAGAUAGCAGUGUGCGGAAUGUUUUUAGUUGCAACGUGACUAACGUCCGUGACUGGCAAACCCAAGUUUACCUUUGCCGUCAUUCGUGUAUUAUAAAAAUGUUGAUUACGCUGUGAUAUUGGCAAAGAAUUUUGGAAACUGUGAUUAUUUUCGUGUUGAGAUUCCCAAAGCAAAAAAUGAAACAUUAGGCGUCGUCCAAGGCUGUGAACAACACGUAGAUACUUCACGGUCUACACUUCACGAUUGCGAAGUAAUCUUGAAUCAAUGACGACUUCCGCACUUAUUAGAAGCAUAAUUAAAAUUUCAAAUUCGCGCGCUGUGUUAUUAGUAUAAUUUGCUGUGGUUAGCCAGCGGGAAAAUCCAAUGGACGAUGCUUGCAAAGUGGUCGAUAUAAGAAUGGACGCCGACUGCGAGGAGGCGAUCCAGCACAUACGAAAUGGUGAAAAGUACAAGUAUCUUCUUCUCGGUCUGCGUGAAGGUCCGCAACUCCAUUUGGACGACUAUGGUUACAUGCACGAGGGAGUGGAACGUACGCUCUCGAGGUUGCGAUCGGAUCAGUGCUACUACAUGUUGUACUUUGACGACCAUUCCGCGGGAAAAGGAGAGCUUGUUUUGGUAGCUUGGCUUCCUAGGCAUAUUCAGAAUUGCGAAAGUGAUCUGUAUCACAGGGCUUUGAUGAUUGUUAAGGCGCUUUUGAAAGUCGAACAUCUUCUAAUCCUGAAUGAUGGAGUUGUGAGCUCGCCAACGUUUAAGGAUUCCAUUCGCAAGACACUUGCUUGCGCCAGAAAUAAGAAUAUAGUCCGCGUUCCCGCGCUGGACCAUCCGAUCGAUGUGGAAGGCCUCGGAUGCCUGUACUUUAAAAGGAUGUUCGCGAAUAGGGCGAAAAUCGCUCAGAUUGAUGCCGUAACCGGGAAAAGUACAACCCAUGGUGAGCUCCUGCGGGACUCUAUUCGGCUCGCGAUGAACAUGAAGGAGCGCGGAAUUGGAAGGGGGGACAUCGUGACGAUAUGCAGCAUCGACAACGACGUUGUAGCUAUGCCGACCUAUGCCACCCUCUUCUUGGGCGCAACAGUUUCCGCACUUGACGUGUCAUUUAGCUUAAACGAUUUUGUGAACAGCUUAGGCCAAAUUGCACCAAAAAUAAUGUUCGUGGAAUCCAAAGCGGUCGACAAAGUCGAACGAGCGCUAGAAAUUGUUGGGCAAAAGUGCGAACUGGUUGUUAUCGGAAAAGCGGAUGUUCACACACCCUUCUCAUCCUUAAUACAACCAGUACCCGGCGAAAACGACUUUCGCCCGAUACCGGCCAAAAGCUUACUUGACACCGCCUACAUUGUCUUCACCAGCGGUUCCACUGGUGUACCAAAGACAAUCUGCCACAACCACCACGCUCUCCAAUUCCAAUUACGUAACUUCAUAAGCACGCAGUUCUGUUGGGACCUCGUUCUCCACUACUCCACACCUUACUGGACGCUCUACACCAAAUUCCUAGGAAUGGCAACCAUCCUGGGCACGUCGCGACUAAUCUACCCCGACUUCAGCGAAAAAAGCUGGCAUUUCACCAAGUACAAGGUCACCUUCAUGUUCCUUUCCGUAUCGGAAAUCACCAGCAUGUGCGCCUACGAAAGGCCGAGGAACGUCGAUCUUAGCGGACUGAAGAUCAUGGUCGGCGGUAACGUCAUAAAUAAUGAUCAUCUGAAAAAGCUGGAGAAGGUAUUCUACGAUACCGAGAUCUAUCUCUCGUACGGAAUGACCGAGGUGCCGUGCGGAUUAACGACGUUCAAGCCUAACACGAAACUCGAUAGGGAACUGAAGAAGAAGUACCCAACGUCCGUUGGUCUGAGUGUUUCCGGUUUGUCAUACAAGAUCGUUGAUCCCGAAACCGAAGAAAUCCUGGGCCCGAACAAAAAAGGCGAACUGCGCAUCAAAACCCCGUUCCCGCUGAGCGGCUACUUCAAAGUGCAACCCUCCUCCCUCUGGGACUCCUUCGGCUGGCUAAAGAGCGGCGACCUGGCCUACUACACCGAGGACCACUGCUUUUACGUCGUCGAUCGCAUCAAAAACAUGUUCAAGUACAAGGACUACCACAUCGUGCCCAGCGUGCUCGAGCGCGCCCUCGAAUCGCACCCGUCCGUCCGCAAGGCGGCCGUCAUAGGCCUGCCGGACGAGGAAAACGGGCACCUUCCCCUCGGCGUCGUCAUAUUGAAAUCGACGCAGGAAUCGGUAACGGGAUCGGUCCUGCAGGCGUUUGUCGACGGAAAGGUGGCCGACUACGAGAGAUUGCGCGGCGGCGUAAAGAUUGUCGAUAAAUUUCCCACGACAUCAACCGGGAAAAUACGCAAAUGGUUAUUACAAAACAUGAUAAUUAAUGCAAAUUGAGUGCUGUUAUAGUAUUAAUUUUAUUAUUGUAUUUAAGUAAUGUAAGAUAUUUUUGUAUUAUACUUUAUAAAUAAACCUUGUUUUAACAUUCA